CUCAAACUUUGAAGAGUAACAAGUGAAAAUAAAAAAUAAAAAUAAUAAUAAAGAAAUAGAAAAGCAACAACAACAACAAGACUAGAGAAAAACUAACAGCCCUUUGGCAUUUCAAUGUUGACUUUACUUCUGAGAAUUUCAUGGUUGGCCUGACUUUGAAAAUUGCCGAUCGCUUAAAAAAAUCCAUAACCGUGAAAAUUGCAAGUUUAAACGCAUUGCUGAAAUCCAUAACGUGACUUUGAUUGCAAUAAGAAUAUUUUCAAAUCGCAGCGUGAUUCGUUUACAAUUUUUAGUUGAUUUUUUUUUUUGGCUGGCUGGCUGCAUGCGUAAGAGACCUGGCAAUCGCUGGCUGGCUUACUGACAUUGCAUAACUUGAGGGCAGGGGGAUUUUGCGCAUGCCCACCUGGCCUCAUCUCGCCAGGGCGCGAAGGCCGCGAAGUUAAAAUCACCACUAACCACACGACUGAGUUAUUAUUAUUACUGUUGUCGGUUUUCCUGCUCUAAAGUCAAAGUCAACGUCAGUAUUAUGGCCACUGCAUGAGCCGAUCGACUACAAAGCUACUGGAGAAGCCAAAAAUUAUGACAAGUUUAAAAUUUAUGUUAUAACAAUUUUCAAGUUUAAUGACCGGCUGCUGUUGAGAGAGGAAAACAAACAAACACAAAAAACAUCAACAACAACAUAUGGAAAAACCUAGCUGUAUUUAAAAAUUAAAUACAAUUAAAAUAAAACACAAAAAAAAAACAUUAAAAUAAUAACCGAAAACAUUCCACAUUGUCAACCUACAAUCAAAAAGUGAGUGUUUAUCCUAAUUAUAAAAUUCCAGGGAAUUUAAAAAGCAUCAUCAAUCCCAAAGAGACUAAAUACAGCAGUGUACAUAAUCCCCUCCGCACACCCAAUUCAACAAACCCCCGCAUCACAAGUGCCUCAGACUUUAAGCUUUAGAUUUUGUGUGAUUUUUUGUGUGUUUUAAUUUUUCAUCUUCAAUUCAAUUAAAACGUGUAUUUUAUAAUCCCUGCAUUGAAUAUUUUCAAACACCAAAUAAUAUAAAAAAGAUUGUGAAUAAGCCCAAAAAAAAGUAAAAUAAAAUAUAAUUUGGUGUCAAAUUUUAUGAUACUUUAAUACAAGUGAAAACCUCAAAAAAAAAUCCAAAAUAUUCCACAAUGAAACCGAAUCCGGCUUCAGAUCACGUUUACUUUAACGAUGGCUUUAAGUGUUCUUCGAUCAGCAUCAACACCAAUCUCAAUGAAAUGAAUGGCGAUGCAAAUGGUGCUGGCAGCGGCAAUGGAUCACAGGGAUCCAAUGAAUUUAUAUUGACAGACGAUGGCAAAAAGAUUAUACCUCCCAUGAAGCCCAUGUCCUGUGCAAAAUCCUGGCUGCAGGAAAGAUCGCGUAAAACAUUCAAAAAGAAAAUUCUACACAAACGCCUGCCCAUUCUAAGGUGGCUGCCAAAAUACAAUGGCACAGAUGCGGUGGGAGACUUGGUGGCGGGCAUUACAGUGGGUUUAACUGUGAUACCACAAGCUUUGGCCUAUUCCGGUAUUGCAGGCCUACCAGCAGCGUACGGUCUUUAUGGUUCCUUUUUGGGUUGUUUUGUCUACAUAUUCCUGGGCAGUUGCAAAGAUGUCCCCGUCGGCCCAUCUGCCAUUGUUGCCCUGCUCACAUUUCAAGUAGCCCAAGGAUCAUGGCAAAAAUCAGUGCUGUUAUGUCUGCUUUGUGGAAUGGUUGAAAUGCUAAUGGGUCUAUUCGGUUUGGGAUUUUUAAUAGACUUCGUAUCGGGUCCAGUCUCAUCGGGAUUUACAUCAGCCGUGUCCCUCAUUAUCUUGACAUCACAAGUUAAGAAUAUUUUGGGUAUAUCAGCUAAGGGAACCACAUUUGUAGAGAUAUGGACGCAAAUCAUACACAAUAUAAAAGAUAUUAGAGCUCCGGAUACAAUAUUGGGCAUUACAUGCAUUGUGGUGCUACUGAUUAUGAGGCUCUUACCCUCCUGCAAGGUUGGACCCAAAGAACCUAAUUUACGUACCAAAACUCAGAAUAUAAUCAACAAAUUGAUUUGGAUUAUUGGCACAUCACGUAAUGCCAUUUUGGUCAUUGUAUGCUGUGUUAUGGGUGUGCUUCUGCAUUCCUACAAUGAUGGAACUCCAUUUAAAGUCAUCGGUUAUAUACCUCAAGGUUUACCCUCAUUCGCUUUGCCUCCCAUACAUUUGAAUGUAAAUCAAACAAUAACGGGCAAAGAAGAAUCCUUUUUGGAUAUGGUAAGAGGUAUGGGAUCCGGUCUGAUAGUGAUACCACUGAUAUCGCUCAUGGAGAAUAUAGCUAUUUGUAAAGCAUUUGCCAAUGGCAAACCUGUGGAUGCCUCUCAGGAGCUAAUAGCUAUUGGAGCUGCCAAUAUUGCCAAUUCCUUUGUCCAGGGUUUCCCAGGAACUGGAGCCUUAAGUCGUGGUGCUGUUAAUAAUGCCAGUGGUGUUAGAACUCCUUUGAGCAAUAUCUACUCAGGAGCUUUGGUCAUUUUAUCCUUGAUCUUUUUCACUCCCUAUUUCUAUUAUAUACCCAAUGCCACUUUGGCUGCCAUAAUUAUAGCCGCAGUAGUCUUUAUGGUGGAGGUUAAGGUGGUCAAACCCAUGUGGAGGGCAAAAAAAAGUGAUCUUGUUCCUGGCUUGGUAACCUUUGUUGCUUGUUUAGUAUUACCCCUGGAAAUGGGAAUUCUCAUUGGAGUGGGCCUUAAUGUCAUCUUCAUACUCUACAGUGCUGCCCGCCCCAAAUUAUCUGUGGACGUUUUAACCAGUCCUGGAGGCACCGAAUAUCUCAUGAUUACCCCCGAUCGUUGUAUUAUAUUCCCCUCCGUGGACUAUGUCCGCAAUUUGGUUAAUAAGCAAUCGCUGCGCAACAGCAUACCAGUGGUCAUAGAUGCUUCUCAUAUUUAUGGAGCUGAUUUUACUGCGGCGACUGUCAUCGAAUCUCUUUUGAGGGAUUUUGCUUCACGUCACCAAUUGAUUUUCUUCUAUAACUUAAAGCCCAGUAUUUGCAAUCUCUUUGAAAGUUUAUCGCCCACAGAAUUUGUGGUCUACUAUCAGGAGCAGCAAUUGGAUGAGCUGUUAAAGGAGAGGGACUAUAGGCAGAGUAAAACAGAUGGAACGGCAGCUGCGACGGCGAUAGCGUUGACAGUUUAAAGUGAUAAUAGUUUUUAGGCAUAAUUAAGUGUUAAACACUUGGAACAGAGUGUGGACAAGGUCUCAAGGAAAGGAGUUACACAUUGAACUCAUGCAAGGUAUAAGGGCCAAAAAGACCACUUAUAGUAGUGAGUUGUAAGCCAGAACCCCUCCUCGCUUUUUUAGCAGCUCAAUGUCUUUGUAGCUUCCUUUUCCUCUUUUGAGUGCUACUUAUGUAUCCUUUCUGGUUAAUGGCUCCCCAUAACCGCAUGACAGAAUUUAUUUUAAGUAUUCUUUUAAUGACGAUUUCUUGGAGAAACCUUUCUUUUUUUGUGCAUAACAUAGUCUUGUUUUAGUGAUAACUCAGGUUAAAUCCUCUUCCCAUACAUUUUAAGUUUGAAAACAAAACAAAAACGACGAUUUUGUUUAUUAUCCUUUCUCCACCCUUAACCCAAGGGGAGGACAAAAACUCCAUUCAAGAAGCUAUUUUAGUGAUAUACAAAAAUAUUUUCCUUUGACAAAGAAUUGUGAAUACCUAGUUUUUUGUUUAUUUUUGUUUUUAUUUAAAAAAAAAUGAUGAAAAGAUAGUAUUAAUAUUUGUAUAAAGUAUAUUUUUAUAAUUAUUAUUAUAUAGUUAGUAUUAUUAGUUGUAAGCUUGCAAAAAAAUACCAACAACAUUAGUGGCUAGUUCUUGUUUUAUGUAUGUAGUUUAAGUUAAAAAGAACACAAAACAAAUAAAACCAUAAAAGUUAAGAAAAAGAUGACAAUAAAAUGUUAAAAUAUCAAAUUAA
Messenger RNA from Stomoxys calcitrans (stable fly), 3938 nucleotides. It is a transcript of the gene Esp, whose product is annotated as sodium-independent sulfate anion transporter. Bases 1162 to 3168 code for a protein of 668 amino acids. The record is from RefSeq and is a predicted model, not a curated record. Gene Ontology annotation, cellular component: membrane. The transcript has 7 exons. NCBI's taxonomy places the organism in Eukaryota, Metazoa, Arthropoda, Insecta, Diptera, Muscidae. Gene Ontology annotation, molecular function: sulfate transmembrane transporter activity. Gene Ontology annotation, biological process: transmembrane transport.